Messenger RNA from Pseudo-nitzschia multistriata, 2995 nucleotides. NCBI's taxonomy places the organism in Eukaryota, Bacillariophyta, Bacillariophyceae, Bacillariales, Bacillariaceae. The record is from the annotation of a GenBank genome assembly.
GACUUCUAAAAAAAUCACUUUGACGGUCCAGUCGUAUCACGAAAGAACAGCACAGAAAGCCAACACAAACAAGAGAGGAAGAGAAACGGAAUCACUCAUUCGAUCAGUUACCGACCGAACCAAUCGCCGACGAAAUCAAUUUACCUCCCGACAACCUACGGCAAACCGCAAACAGUCAGCACCACACAACACCGGAACCACAAUGACGAACGAGAGCGAGUCCGUAGUGAAAUUCAUCCCCUUUUCUUCCACGGUCGAAUCGCCCUUUUGGGUGCGCUACUGCCACCUCAAGCUGGAAACGAUUCGGCUCAACGAAGACCCGAUCGACAUUCGGGCUUCUUACGGGGCAGCAGCAGCAGCCACGUCGGCGGCGACCGGCGGGACCAACCGCAUCCAGUGCCAGGAAUCGGGCCUGCUCCUUCCGGGGGCGGACGACGCCGGCGGACACGAUGCCGCACGGGAAAGCCCGAUCCCCAACGACCGCGUGGCGUGUGCCGGGGUCCUCCUCGGAUACAACACGAAGGAAUCCUUUCAAAAGGUCGACAAGAACAAGCUGCUGAAGGACGUCUUCUGCGACCGCUUUUUUGGUGCCUCGUCGUCCUCCCUGGCGGCCCCGUCGCUGGUCUUGCUCACCUUUCCCGACCUCAAGCAGCACAAGGUCCUGUACUGGUUUGGCUUUCCGACGAUCAUGGCCAGGGCCCCCAUCCUGGCGAGCACGGGGGGUUCGCCCGGGCAAUCCUGGUGGGCGGGCCUCGCGGAGGGACUGUACGCGUACCGCGUCAGGGAGGACGCCCUGCCGCCGUAUUUUGCGGUGCGGGCCGGCGGUUUCACCGCGGGGGACGAUCCCGGCCCGCUGGACAUUGCGGCGCCCCUCGAUCGGGACCACCGCGAGGCCCUGGAUCUUUCCGAGGGACAAGAAGCGGUCUUUGGAUUCGUGGAUCCCACGGCGAUCGGUGUUGCCAGCUCCAGCAGCAGCGGCAGCGGCACAAAGACAAACGACAUUUUGAUGAUGGGCUGGCCGAUGCGGAAUCUUGUUGCCUACCUCGUCCUGCAUUUGGGUUUGGGAGGGAAAAAGGUUCGGAUUCUAAGUCUCCGACCCGGGGGCUGCCCCGGCCUGAGGGGAAGGAUCGACGCGACCGACAGCAACGAGUUUGGUUCGAUGCUGUCGGCGGUGGAUGGCGAGCGACUGGCCGAGAAUUCUGUCCUGAUGACCGUCACGCUCCCCCAUUCCCGAGACUACGACUACGGAAAAAGCGACGGCAAGGAGGACACGAAAGAACCCACCUAUAAGGUUGUCGGGUGGGAGCUCAAUGCCCGCCAAAAACCCGGUCCCAGGUGGGUCAACCUCAAGCCGCUCCUGGACCAAAACCACCUGGCCAUUCAGGCGGCCGAUCUCAACCUCAAGCUCAUGAAGUGGAGAAUGAUCCCCGAGCUGGACGUCGAUCUCUUGCAAAAGAACUGCAAGGUUCUCUUGCUGGGCGCGGGAACGCUGGGCUGCUCCGUAGCUCGAACCCUCCUCGGGUGGGGGAUCCGCCACUUUACUUUUGUGGACUACGGGACGGUCAGCUACUCCAAUCCCGUCCGACAGGUCCUCUUCAACCUGGAAGACUGCCACUUUGACCACGGCCAGGGAAAGCCCAAGGCGGAGGCUGCCGCCGCCGCGCUCAAGGAGAUUGCCGCCGACGUGGUCAGUGAGGGCAUACGGCUGAGCAUUCCCAUGCCCGGCCACGCUUCCGAUAACGACGAAUCCCUCGCCGAGACGGUGGAUCGGCUGGAUGCACUGGUCAAGAACGCCGAUGUGGUCUUUCUCUUGACCGACACGAGGGAAUCGAGGUGGCUCCCGACCGUGAUGGCCGCGCACCACGACAAGAUUCUCAUCAAUGCCGCCCUCGGAUUGGAUUCGUGGCUGGUCAUGCGACACGGCCACGGUGGUGCCGAUCUCGGUGGCGACGACAACAGCAGCCAAAGCAAUCGGCUCGGGUGCUACUUUUGCAACGACGUCGUCGCCCCGGAGAAUUCCACCAAAAACCGGACCCUGGAUCAGCAGUGCACGGUGACACGGCCGGGACUGGCCCCCAUCGCCAGCAGCAUGGCCGUGGAGUUGCUCGUCUCCCUGCUCCACCAUCCCUCGAAACAGCGGGCCCACGCACCGGCGCCCGGAGGCAACAACAGCGGCAAUUUUGCCCCGACCGAACGUUCCGGUAGCGACAGCAGCCCGCUGGGGCUCAUUCCACACCAGAUCCGGGGCUCGAUCGUUACCUACACCAUGAUGACACCCUCCGUUCCGGCCUUUCGGUGCUGCACGGGUUGCUCGGCGCCCGUCCUGGCGGCGUAUGACGUCGACAGGUUCGGACUGGUGUCUCGUGCCUGCGCCUCCAUGGACGGUUCCUACCUGGAAAAUUUGUCGGGACUCACGGCCUUUCGUGCCGAAGCGGCCGAAAAACUCGCGGAUCUGGACGAGCUGGAUUGGGACGACGACGACGACGACGACGACGACGACGACGACGACGACGAGCUGUGAGAGCAGCGUCCGGUUUCAAUGUCGGUGACGCCUUACAAUCUUCAGCGUCAGGCAGAGAUACGGUACGGUAGAUUGGGAUUUGCAUUUGCUUUCUGGCAACUGCUACGAGUGAGAAGGCGACACCAUAUGAUGGUGGACAGACGCAAGCAGGAAUAGAAAUGGGAAUACCGAAAACAAAACUCUUAGACGAAUGCAAUGCAUAAAAAGCUAACUUUUCUUAUGCUAACAAACGGCAUCGAACGGUCCGACGAUAUACAUUUGAUGUGGCCAUUGCACAUUGCGGUAUUGCCUGCCUUUACGGUACAGAAGAAACAAUGUUGUUCACGGAUGCGGAAGCGACGAAAUCGACCAGUGGCUCAUGAUGAACAAGUGUGACUUUUCUUUCAGCUUUAAUCUCAAACGAGGAGCAAGAAUACCCUAACGCAAUUAAAGAAUCAAAUUUCAUUACACUAUAAAUAAAGAUUAAUAUCAAAC